This is a messenger RNA of Oncorhynchus tshawytscha (Chinook salmon), 677 nucleotides long. Its product is annotated as putative GPI-anchored protein pfl2. The record is from RefSeq and is a predicted model, not a curated record. Bases 47 to 403 code for a protein of 118 amino acids. The transcript has 2 exons. NCBI's taxonomy places the organism in Eukaryota, Metazoa, Chordata, Actinopteri, Salmoniformes, Salmonidae.
UUUGCACUUUCUACCGGCCCCUCUCCAGCCCUGCUUACGGGCCUCUAUGAAGACCACCUCACCUUUCUCCCAGACCCCCUCUGCUACAGCCUCUAUGAAGACCACCUCACCUUUCUCCCAGACCUCCUCUGUUACAGCCUUUGUGAAGACCACCUCACCUUUCUCCCAGACCUCCUCUGUUACAGCCUUUGUGAAGACCACCUCAUCUUUCUCCCAGACCUCCUCUGUUACAGCCUUUGUGAAGACCACCUCACCUUUCUCCCAGACCCCCUCUGUUACAGCCUUUGUGAAGACCACCUCACCUUUCUCCCAGACCCCCUCUGCUACAGCCUUUGUGAAGACCACCACUGUCUCUGCUGUCUCUCAGGGCACCGCCAGCUCUGGUAGAGCUUCUGAGAGCUAAUUGGUGUAUGGACUAUCUGCUCAGGCAGACUGAGAAGGCCAUGCAGGACAUGGACCCUGACUCGGAGGAGACUGAUUUUGAGUACUAUGCAAUGGACCCCACAGUUGGUAGUCUUCUGGAUGACUUCACCACCACUACUGCCGACUUCUCAGCUGCAAUCCCCACCCAGGCUGCUCCCACUGCAGUCCAACCUGCUUCCUCCAGUGCCAAGUCUGCUGCCACCAGUACCUGGCCUACUUCCCCCACAGCCCAGUCUGCUGCCACCAGUACCUGG